This is a messenger RNA of Petromyzon marinus (sea lamprey), 2010 nucleotides long. RefSeq names its product AP-3 complex subunit mu-1-like. The record is from RefSeq and is a predicted model, not a curated record. Gene Ontology annotation, biological process: intracellular protein transport; vesicle-mediated transport. Gene Ontology annotation, cellular component: clathrin adaptor complex. NCBI's taxonomy places the organism in Eukaryota, Metazoa, Chordata, Hyperoartia, Petromyzontiformes, Petromyzontidae.
CUUAUUUGCUUUUAUCCGCCGCGAUGUGCGCGGCACUGUGGCGACUUGGCAUUGACGUCACGUCCGCUCGGCUGGCGCGUCACGUGACUGGCAGGAGAGUGACGCCACAUCGGUCACCAUGAUCCACAGCCUCUUCCUGCUGAACCCGGCGGGCGAUGUCUUCCUGGAGAAGCACUGGCAGUCGCCCGUCUCUCGCUCCGUGUGUGACUACUGGCUAGAGGCCAAGGAGCGUGCGGCAGGUCGAGCCUCCGCCCACUCUGCCGGUGGCUCCGCUGGCGGCGGUGGCGGUGGCUCCGCCUCCUCGUCGUCGUGUUUGGCGGAGGCGGUGGCUCCGGUGCUGGCGACCCCUCACCACUACGUGCUGAGCGCGCUGCGGGGCAAGGUGUCGCUGCUGGCGGUGACGCGCAGCGAAGCGCCGCCACUCUUCAUCAUCGAGUUCCUGCACCGCGUCGCAGACACGCUGCAGGAUUACUUUGGGGAGUGCACGGAGGCAGCCAUCAGGGAGAACUGCGUGGUGGUUUACGAGCUGCUGGAGGAGAUGCUGGACAACGGAUUCCCCCUCGCAACAGAGGCCAACAUCCUGAAGGAGCUCAUCAAGCCUCCCACCAUCCUGCGCUCGGUCGUGAACUCCAUCACCGGCAGCACCAAUGUCGGAGACACUCUGCCCUCGGGGCAGCUCUCCAACGUGCCGUGGAGACGCACCGGCGUACGCUACACCAACAACGAGGCGUACUUCGACGUGAUAGAGGAGGUGGAUGCCAUCAUAGAUCGCUCUGGCUCCACGGUGACGGCUGAGAUUCAGGGCGUGAUUGACGCUUGUGUGAAGCUAACGGGGAUGCCUGACCUCACACUCUCCUUCAUGAACCCGCGUCUGCUGGACGAUGUGAGUUUCCACCCGUGCGUGCGCUUCAAGCGCUGGGAGUCGGAGCGCGUUCUCUCCUUCAUCCCUCCCGACGGGAACUUCCGGCUCAUCUCCUAUCACGUCUCCUCACAGAGCCUGGCGUCCGUCCCCGUGUGCGUGCGUCACUCGGUGUCGUUCCGUGAGGGCGGUGGCGGCUGCGGGCGUCUUGAGCUGACGCUGGGGCCUCGGCACAGCGGGGGGAAAACGCUGGAGGCCGUCGUCGUCACGGCGACGCUGCCGCCCCCCGUGCUCGCCGUGGCGCUCACGGCAACGCAGGGGGCCCACGCCUUCGACCCCGUCUCCAAGGUCCUCACGUGGGACAUUGGGAAGAUUAAUCCCCAGAAGCUGCCGACCAUCAAGGGCUCUCUGACACUGCAGUCCGGGGCACCCAAGCCCGAGGAGAACCCCGUCAUCAACGUCCACUUCAAGAUCCAGCAGUUCGCCAUUUCAGGGUUGAAAGUGAACCGUCUGGACCUCUAUGGGGAGAAGUACAAGCCGUUCAAAGGGGUGAAGUAUCUCACCAAGGCUGGGCGCUUCCAAGUCCGCACCUAGACACACAGAGACACGGGCAGACACACACUCCAUGGGGCAUAGAUGCGCACAGGAACAUAGGGAUGCGUGGACAGGGAUACGGAGAAACGCGGGGAGAUGGAACACACACGGGGACCUAAAAGUGGACACAGAAACAUACGGAAAGACGCAGUGAGACACAGGGACAGAGAGGCUCACGGUAACAUGGCGAGACAGGGAGACUGCUCAGAGUAAUAAGAGUGCAGAGAUACACGGGGAUGAAUGGAGACUUGGGAAGGCAUGGGGACACAGAGACACAAGCACGUGAAACCACAGAGACGCACUUGGAGACACACAGACACAUGGAUACACACGGGGGACACUGUAUACACAGGGGGACACGGAAAAACAUUGGGAAAUGCUGAGACACAUGGCGACACACUAGGUCACACAGAGACACCAUUACGGGGUCACGUGGAGACACACUAGGUCUCGUUGAGACACGGGGUCACAGAGAAACACAUGGAGACACGGGGACCAAUGGAAAGUUGGCUGAGGUGCAGUGUUUGUGUGAAUAAAUGUGCAAUGUGUGAAGUGAA